AGCCCUCUUGAUUUUUCAUUUCUAGAUGUGGUCAGCUUUGGAAAAGAUGCCAGCUCCAGCCACCACAUAUGAAAGAAUAGUUUACAAAAAUCCCUCUGAGCACCAUUAUAUGAAAGUCUGCCUAGAAUUUCAAGAUCGUGGGGUUGGACUGAAUGCUGCACAGUUCAAACAGCUGCUUAUUUCAGCCUUGAAGGACCUCUUUGGGGAGGUUGAUGCAGCCUUACCCUUGGACAUCCUAACUUAUGAAGAGAAGACCCUGUCAGCCAUCUUGAGGAUAUGUAGCAGUGGUCUUGUCAAAUUGUGGAGCUCUUUGACUCUGUUAGGAUCCUAUAAAGGCAAGAAAUGUGCCUUCAGAGUGAUUCAGGUUUCUCCAUUUCUCCUUGCCUUAUCUGGGAAUAGCAGGGAACUAGUAUUGGAUUGAAUAGUCUUCAAUUGCAGAAACAUCCUUCUCUCAAAAGCAUGUUUUGGUGACAAUAUGCUGUCUGAAGACUGAAGCGGUCUAAAAGCUCCGAUUGCUGAAGAUGUUCCCCGUAAUUUCCCGCCAUCAUCUGUGGUGGGGUGGGCUUCAGAGGAGAAUCUGCCUGAGCCAGCCAGUGGUGAGCAGGCAUCACGUUGAGCAGAUGCACAUGAGAGUUGGAGACCGCGCUGAACUCAGCAGGGCCUUCACACAGAGGGACGUGGCUGCCUUCUCAGAAUUAACGGGGGAUGUCAAUCCUUUGCAUUUAAAUGAAGAUUUUGCAAAAUACACCAAGUUUGGAAAGACAAUUGUACACGGAGUUUUGGUCAAUGGACUUAUUUCGGCUCUCCUGGGAACUAAAAUGCCAGGGCCAGGCUGUGUAUUACUUUCACAGGAAAUUAGCUUUCCAGCCCCUUUAUAUGUUGGAGAAGUUGUUGUAGCUUCUGCAGAGGUAAAAAGGCUAAAGCGGUUCAUUGCUGUUAUUGCAGUGUCAUGUUUUGUAAGAGAAAGUAAAAA
This is a messenger RNA of Odobenus rosmarus divergens (Pacific walrus), 973 nucleotides long. It is a transcript of the gene RPP14, whose product is annotated as ribonuclease P/MRP 14kDa subunit. The transcript is spliced from 5 exons. Gene Ontology annotation, cellular component: ribonuclease P complex. The record is from RefSeq and is a predicted model, not a curated record. Bases 26 to 421 code for a protein of 131 amino acids. Gene Ontology annotation, biological process: tRNA 5'-leader removal. Lineage: Eukaryota; Metazoa; Chordata; Mammalia; Carnivora; Odobenidae.